This is a messenger RNA of Saccharomyces mikatae IFO 1815, 4767 nucleotides long. RefSeq names its product Ras family guanine nucleotide exchange factor CDC25 (gene CDC25). Gene Ontology annotation, cellular component: plasma membrane. The record is from RefSeq and is a predicted model, not a curated record. The transcript has a single exon. Gene Ontology annotation, biological process: Ras protein signal transduction; positive regulation of GTPase activity. NCBI's taxonomy places the organism in Eukaryota, Fungi, Ascomycota, Saccharomycetes, Saccharomycetales, Saccharomycetaceae. Gene Ontology annotation, molecular function: protein binding; guanyl-nucleotide exchange factor activity. Bases 1 to 4767 code for a protein of 1588 amino acids.
AUGUCCGAUACUAACACAUCUAUUUCCAACUCAAACUCGGUAAGAGAGAAUUGCAAUGUUUCUCGAUCGAGCCAAACACCAUCGUUCAGUUCUUCAAAUACUUCCACGACUACCAACACUGACUCUUCGUCGGAUUCUCCCUCUUCUUCCCCCUCGGCAAGUGAGUUGACCAGUAUUCGACCAAUUGGAAUAGUUGUUGCUGCUUAUGAUUUUAAUUAUCCUUUAAAGAAAGACAGUUCUUCGCAACUUUUAUCCGUACAUCAAGGGGAAACUAUUUAUAUACUCAAUAAAAACUCAUCGGGAUGGUGGGAUGGAUUAGUCAUUGACGACAGUAAUGGGAAGGUUAAUAGAGGCUGGUUUCCUCAAAACUUCGGUAGACCUUUAAGGGAUAGUAAUCUGAGAAAACACAGUCAUUCGAUGAAAAAAUAUAGCUCCAGUAAAAGCUCAAGGCGCAGUAGUUUAAAUAGUAUGGGUAAUAGUGCAUAUUUACAUGUGCCUAGGAAUUCGAGCAAAAGCAGGAGAGGAAGUUCAACUUUGUCAGCGACUUCAGCAAAUCCUCACAAUCUAGAAACAAGUUCCGGCCAUAAUAAUGUUGCAUCGAUGAAUAAUACUACCCUUUCAGCUUCAAACGAUGUCUCCCAUGUAACCCCUGAAUCUCCGAACUUUAAUUCUAAUUCGAGUCUUUCUCAGGAUGUUACAAAAAGUACAGACGGGCCAUCAGAAACGGAUAUCAAUACGAUUAUGAAUAACAAGAAUUCCAAUAAUCAAACUUCUGGUGAGAAAGGCACCCCCCAACCAAUACCUGAAGACACUAUUAAAGUAUUACCGUUAGAAGAGAUAGAAAUGAUUAUCAACGGCAUACAUUCCAAUAUUGCUUCUACUUGGUCCCCCAUACCACUGAUAACAAAAACAUCAGAUUAUAAACUGGUAUACUAUAAUAAAGAACUUAAUAUAUAUUGUUCAGAGUUACCUUUGAUAUCCAAUUCAAUCAUGGAUUCCGAUGAUAUUCUUGAUCGUGAACCAAAGUUUCCUCCUAAUGAUCAUCUUAUCAACCUAUAUACUAGAGAUCUAAGGAAAAAUGCGAAUAUAGACAAUAAUUCAACAACAUUGAAACAAAUGGAAAAGCAACAGAAUAGAUCGAGUCCUCCAAUAGAAAAGCAAUAUUCAAAAGAUAAUGAUGAUAAUGAUGAUAAUGAUGAUAAUGAUGAUAAUGACGAAAACAAUAAAAACGAAUUCAAUGAAGCUGGUCCUUCAUCAUUAAAUUCAUUAUCGGCACCUGACUUAACGCAGAGUCAAUUUAGAGCUUCUCCAAUCCGCUCUUCUAUACUGGCCAAGGGCGACAUCUUUUAUCAUUAUUCGAGAGACAUAAAACUGUGGACAGAAUUGCAAGAUUUAACAGUUUAUUACACCAAAACUGCUCACAAGAUGUUCCUUAAAAAGAAUCGUCUAAAUUUUACUAAAUACUUUGAUUUGAUAUCAGAUUCAAUAGUUUUUACGCAGUUGGGUUGUAGGUUAAUGCAACAUGAAAUUAAAGCCAAAAGUUGCAGCAAGGAAAUCAAGAAGAUCUUUAAAGGUCUUAUCUCCUCAUUAUCAAGGAUAAGUAUUAAUUCUCACUUGUAUUUCGAUUCAUCUUUCCACAAGAAGAAAAUGGAUUUGUUGAAUGAUAAAGAUAACGGUAACCAGGAAAAUAAUGGCCCUAGAGCGGAUGGAGAAGACAAUAAAAAUGAAGGAGAUAAUGUGCACGAUCUCGUUUUGGUUCCAUUAUCUGGUAAACGUAAUGUCAGUACCAGUACAACGGACACUUUAACGCCAACGAGAUCAUCCUUCAGUACCGUCAAUGAAAAUGAUAUGGAGAACUUCUCACCUUUAGGUCCAAGAAAUAGUAUUAAUUCUGUAGUCACACCAAGGACUUCAAUACAAACUUCUACUUUAGAAGAUUUUUCACCAUCCAAUAAAAAUUAUAAGUCGGUUAAAUCAAUUUAUGAAAUGGUUGACUUGGAAUUAGCUAAAUUUUUAAGGCAUGUUCAACUACUUUACUUUGUGCUACAAAGUUCAGUUUUUUCAGAUGAUAAUUCUUUACCACAGUUACUUCCAAGAUUUUUCAAAGGUUCAUUUAGCGGUGGUUCUUGGACGAACCCAUUCUCGACUUUUAUUACAGACGAAUUUGGUAACGCAUCAAAGAAUAAAGCUGUUUCAUCUACCGAAGUGACUGCUUCAUCCUCCAAAAAUUCGUCGAUAUCAAGAAUUCCACCAAAGAUGGCAGAUGCCAUUGCCUCCGCAUCAGGCUAUAGCGGGAAUUCAGAAACAAAUUCACAAACCGAUUUGAAAACAAGCACUGCUAUGUCUGGUUCAGUUUUUACGCCUUUUAACAGGCCUUCUCAUAAUAGAACCUUUUCAAGAGCAAGAGUUUCAAAAAGAAAGAAAAAGUAUCCAUUAACUGUAGAUACUUUGAAUACAAUGAAGAAGAAAUCCUGUCAAAUUUUUGAAAAGUUGAAUAAUGCUACAGGUGAGCACUUGAAAAUUAUAAGCAAACCCAAAAGCAGAAUUAGAAACUUGGAAAUAAAUUCAAGUACAUAUGAACAAAUUAACCAGAAUGUUUUACUAUUGGAGAUACUGGAGAAUUUAGAUUUAUCAAUUUUUAUCAAUUUGAAAAACUUGAUAAAAACUCCAAGCAUUUUAUUGGAUAUAGAGAGCGAAGAAUUUUUGGUACACGCCAUGUCAUCAGUCUCCUCGGUGCUGACCGAAUUUUUUGAUAUAAAGCAGGCAUUCCAUGACAUUGUCAUCAGAUUGAUAAUGACAACGCAACAAACGACAUUGGAUGAUCCGUACCUGUUUUCCUCCAUGAGGUCCAAUUUUCCUGUCGGACACCAUGAACCUUUUAAAAACAUCGCUAAUGCUCCUUUGGUCAAGGGCCCCUUUCACAAGAAAAAUGAGCAACUAGCGCUCUCUUUAUUCCAUGUAUUGGUGAGUCAAGAUGUAGAGUUUAAUAACCUUGAAUUUUUAAACAACUCUGACGAUUUUAAAGAUGCUUGCGAAAAAUAUGUUGAGAUUUCUAAUCUUGCAUGCAUUAUUGUUGAUCAACUGAUCGAAGAAAGGGAAAAUUUACUAAACUAUGCAGCAAGAAUGAUGAAGAAUAACCUGACUGCGGAACUGUUAAAAGGUGAGCAAGAGAAAUGGUUUGAUAUUUACUCUGAGGAUUAUAGUGAUGAAGAUUCUGAGAAUGAAGAAGCGGUCAUUGAUGGCGAAUUAGGGUCCGAGGAGUACAUUGAACGCAAAGUUGCGAACACAGAGAAGAAUCUCCCAUGGUUCUUGACUUCGGACUAUGAAAGCAGUCUUGCGUAUGACUCAAGAGGAAAAAUUCGUGGAGGAACAAAAGAGGCAUUGAUUGAACAUUUAACCAGUCAUGAGCUUGUGGAUGCGGCUUUCAACGUUACAAUGCUGAUAACAUUUAGAAGUAUCUUAACGGCAAGAGAGUUUUUUUAUGCCCUCAUUUACAGGUAUAAUUUAUAUCCUCCAGAAGGAUUAAGUUAUGAUGACUAUAAUAUUUGGAUAGAAAAAAAAUCGAAUCCGAUUAAAUGCCGUGUAGUCAAUAUUAUGAGAACAUUUUUGACACAGUACUGGACAAAAAACUAUUAUGAGCCUGGUAUACCAUUGAUUUUAAAUUUUGCCAAGAUGGUUGUAUCUGAGAAAAUUCCAGGGGCAGAAGAUCUUCUACAGAAAAUAAAUGAAAAACUCAUAAAUGAAAAUGAGAAGGAAACAGUGGACCCUAAGCAACAAGAUUCGAUACCGACAGCUGUGUCGAUAACUAGACGUGACAAUAAAUCCUCGAUACACAUGUCUUCCUCUUCUUUACCAUCUUCUGCUUCUUCAGCGUUUUUCAGAUUGAAAAAAUUAAAGCUUUUGGACAUCGAUCCAUACACAUAUGCCACACAAUUGACUGUACUUGAACAUGAUCUAUAUCUCAGAAUCACUAUGUUUGAAUGCUUAGAUAGGGCAUGGGGUACAAAAUACUGUAAUAUGGGUGGUUCUCCGAAUAUUACGAAAUUCAUAGCAAAUGCUAACACACUAACUAACUUCGUUUCUCAUACGAUUGUGAAGCAGACAGAUGUCAAGACACGUUCGAAACUAACGCAGUAUUUUGUUACUGUUGCCCAACAUUGUAAAGAAUUGAAUAAUUUUUCUUCAAUGACCGCCAUCGUCUCUGCCUUAUAUUCUUCUCCAAUCUAUAGAUUGAAAAAGACAUGGGAUUUGGUUUCUCAGGAAUCGAAAAACCUUUUGAAAAACCUUAACAAUCUUAUGGAUUCUAAGAGAAAUUUUGUAAGGUACAGGGAGUUGCUACGGUCAGUGACGGAUGUCGCAUGUGUCCCCUUUUUUGGUGUGUAUUUAUCUGAUUUAACGUUUACGUUUGUUGGAAACCCUGAUUUUCUUCAUAAUUCAACGAAUAUAAUAAACUUUAGCAAGAGAACCAAGAUUGCGAAUAUAGUAGAGGAAAUCAUUAGCUUCAAAAGAUUCCAUUAUAAACUGAAACGACUGGAUGAUAUUCAGACUAUUAUAGAAGCAUCUUUGGAAAAUGUUCCCCACAUUGAAAAGCAGUAUCAGUUAUCGCUGCAAGUGGAACCGAGGUCAGGAAACGGUAAGGGUAGCGCGCAUGCCGGCUCUGCGAGUGGUACAAAGACUGCAAAAUUUCUUAGUGAAUUCACAGAUGAUAAAAAUGGCAACUUCUUGAAACUAGGGAAAAAGAAACCCCCUUCUAGAUUAUUUCGAUAA